AUGAACGCAUUCAACUUGAUAUAUAGUAAUCCAAAACUUAAGAUUGAUUUUCCUAAACUUUCUCAAACUAUUCUAAAAAGAAGUUUGAAUCAAGAUACUAAUGCUGCAGAUCCAUUUCAACCAAUUGUGGAAAAAUCUGCUGAAACAGCAUUAGAUGAAGAUAAUGAUCCAAAACAGAAAAAAAAGAAUCCCACUAGUAAUGGUCAAAAGACGAAACGACCAAUUCUAUCGCCUCGAGUUAUGGAUGCUGUAUUAACUACCGUAAUGGGUUUAGCUGCUGUUGAUUUAUUCAGGUACGAAUGGAACGAAGUUCACAAAGUAAAAAUGGCGUUCAAAAAAUCUUUAACGACACUAAGAGUUUUAGACGUUUUCGAAGAAAGAAAUGAAUAUCAAACAAUUAGUGACGCUAUAAAAGGCAACGUUCGGGGAAAAUAUUUUUUACUUGUAGGCGAACGAGGGACAGGAAAAACUCAAUUAAUUUUUCAUGCAAUGAAAGAAAACAAUCAGAAGGAUGUUGUAUUUGCUGAAGCUCAUUCGGACAGUGAAAUUUUUAAAUGCAGAUUAGGAAAAGCUUUACAAUAUACUUAUAGAGAAGAUUAUAUUGGCCAACUUUUUGCCAGAGAAGCUCCUGAACGAGGUUCCGCAUUACUUGAUGUUGAAAAAGCUUUAAAUAUGGUAGAAAUCGUUGCCAAAAAGCGUUUCAAAAAAAAUAAAGAAGAAAAACCAUUAGUUCUUGUUAUCAGCAACAUUCAUGCAUUUAAAGAUGAUGAAGAUGGUGAAGACCUGUUAGAAUUAUUACAGCAACGUGCUGAAUCAUGGGCUGCUUCUAAGAUGGUGACAAUGGUAUUUAACACGGAUGAUUAUACAAUAUACGAACGCAUGAAUGCAUCUCGAAUGGAAGUUAUAAGAGUAAGAGAAUUAAAAGAUGAAGAGGCAGCAAACUUAUUAAUAAAAUUAAUAGAAAUUCAUAAGAAAAAUAAGCAAGAAAAUCAAAAGAAAAAUAAGCAAAAGGAGGAAAAGGAGGAAAAGGUGUCUGAAGACAAAUUGCGAGAAAUUGUUGAACGAAUUGGUGGUCGUCUUUCUUAUAUUACUAAAUUAGCUAGAGCAGAUGAUAUUCAAAAAGAUGAAGAACGAAAUUGGAUAAUUAAUCGAAUAGGUCUAAUUCCUAAUUUUGAAGAAAGUGCAUUUGAUGAUCAAAAAUAUGCUUCGUGUGCUUGGAAAUUAAUUCGUAAAAUUGUAAAAUCUGGCGAUAAAUCUGUCUCAGUAGAAGAGGGUAGAGAAAUUACUGGAAAUCCAAAAUGGAUAGAAAUGAUGGAUCAUGAUAAUAUUAUUAUGAUCGAUGAAAAUCAAAAGAUUAAAGCUGAUUCAAAAAUGUUACAAAAGAUAUUUGAUAAAAUCGUUAAUGAAGAUGGUUUUGAUGAAAGAUUAGACAAUGUUUGUGAGAGAGUUGAAGAAGUUGAUAAAGAACAAAGAACAAGAGAAUUAAUAUGGAGCAAAAAGAAUGAUCAAGUUGUUAGAAUUGGAAAACCUAAGAAAAGUCUUACUUUAGAGAAACAAAGUGAUAUAUAUAUUUAA
Molecule: messenger RNA, 1575 nt
Organism: Racocetra fulgida
Lineage: Eukaryota; Fungi; Glomeromycota; Glomeromycetes; Diversisporales; Gigasporaceae
Source: the annotation of a GenBank genome assembly